Molecule: messenger RNA, 1990 nt
Organism: Xenia sp. Carnegie-2017
Lineage: Eukaryota; Metazoa; Cnidaria; Anthozoa; Malacalcyonacea; Xeniidae
Exons: 6
Coding region: 284-1594 (436 amino acids)
Source: RefSeq, a predicted model, not a curated record
UUAUUUUCUUUCUAUUGCUACUUUCAAACGAUUAUAUUAGAAAAUCGUUGACAAAUGUCACACUAUCUCGACAAUAUUAGUUUUAAAAACCCAUAAAAAUUUACGCCUUUAUUGGGAAACAAACUUUUUUUUGAUUGAUCCAUUGUUUUAAGGCGCACGCGCAAAAAAACAGCUCCGGGCAGCUAGUAGCUAUUUUAUUGGUUCAAAUACUUAGCUUUACCAUCCACGUAAGCAUCAGAAAAAAAAGGAAAGGAAAAGCCUGUUUAUUCACAUUUAAUACUGAAUGUUGAAAAGUGAGGAGUACAAGAAGCUUGUGCGCAUGGUUCACAAUUUCAGUGAUCAUCAAAUAGAAAAAGAAAAGAUAGAGAAUAUGGAAAAUGCUCAAAAACGUCGAAAGUUAAGUACACAUAAUUACAAAUCAGGAUGGCGAGAAGAUCCUACCUUUGAAGUUCAGAAAAGUUUCUUUUCAGAACAAACCAAGAGCAAAAAAAACGGCCUCAGCAACGCAGUGAAAAAGCCACAGCAAAGUGAUAAGAAAGAAAUCAUGCCGAUUCAAAACGUCGUCAGCAAAGAUCUAGAAAAGCCACAGCAAAACGAGAACGAACAAGUUACGUCCAAACAAUUUAACGUGCUUGGUCUGAACAAUGAAAUUGUCACUCGCUUUAACAAUCUUACUGCAUUUAUGAAAAGUCAUCAUGGAAAAAUGAGCUGCUUAUUACGCAUUCUUAAAGAUGUCGAAAAAAAAAUUAGAAAUGAUGAAGCUCUGACCCGAAAAGAUAAAUUGCAAAAGAUGGGAUUUGCUGAAGAUAAAGCUGUUGAAAUCGAUCAAUGGAUCGCAAACAUACCUGUUCCAGGACACAGAAGUUUGCAAGAUUGGGUUGGAAUUUAUGUCGAGAAUGUUUUUAAGUACGACCCAGAGUUCAACAUGAAACUACCAUUGCUCAGUUACCCGUUAUCGCCUAUGAAUCAAUGGUUCGCUUUCAGCCCAUCAAGAUCUGAAGGAAGAGGAAGAAGAUCAUACACGGUGAAAGUUUUCAAUACACAAAGUAAAGAAGAUGCCGAAAAAGCUCUUCAGGAUAAAAAAGAUGAAAUAAAGCAAGGUGAUGCAAACGCACUCAUCUAUUACCAUGGCACACAUCAUGAAGCUGCUAAAAGUAUCAUUGAUGGUGGGAUCAAUCUUGGCGCGAGUAGAGUGGGUUCUGAUUUCUCAAAUGGAGUAGGAUUUUAUCUCGCCGAAGAUUACGACUUUGCCAUAAAUGAGUUUGCUAUGAGAAGUACUCACCCAGCGGUAAUCAUGUUCAUCCUCACAGACCCAGCAAGAUGGGAGUGCUUUGAUCUUUCGACUCAAAGAAGACGCAAUGAUUGGAAAUUGAUAACAGAAUACUAUAGAAAUUUUGAAAAGAAUCCUGUUGUGCCUCCAGAAAACUUGCUGAAUGAAGCAAAUGCAUGUGAUUAUAUCAAAGGUCCAAUGUCGCAAGGUGAUGGCCUCGACCCAAUUGAAGAAGAACAGGUUUGCAUCAGAACGGAAGAAAUGGCUAAUGCAAUUAGUUCCUCCAUCUAUGCAGGAAUUUUUUGGAUAAAUAACAAUCAGUAAUGAAACAGUUUCACUUGACUACACUUUGACACUCCUGAAUUGGAAAAUCUUUUAAGCUAUCAAACUAAGUAAAAUAAUUAGGAAAGCCAUGCAUAAUAAACGCAUAAACACUAACACUUGCACUUUUUACUUCGAUAUCGAUGCAUCAUUCUGCACUUAUCGUACAUUUUAAAACCACUGUAACUAUGUCAUCAAAUGUCAGUAAAACUGGUUUAUUUGUACAUUGAUAUUAUUGAAUUUUUGAUUUAGCAUAACAAAGUAAAUGCAUUUAAUAGAUUUUUAAUAACUUCAUCACAAAAAUAUAGCGUGUAAAUUGAAUUCAUGCACACUGCACAUUAGAAUAAUAAAUACUAAUCAGAGUGUAAAAAAAACAAGCAAAAAGGAAAAAAGAACAAA